AUGACACAAAAAUUAAUUAUUCUGUUUUCAGAUGUGAAGAACGUUAUCCAAACAACUCGAGUUUGGAUGUUGAAUAAAAAUGGUGCAUCUGCCGGGAAUCGAACCCGGGUCACCUCGAUGGCAACGAGGUAUUCUACCACUAGACCACAGAUGCUCCAUUCGUUUAGAACAUUCAGAAUUGAUAUAGUUAAUGGUAUUGAUUUCAAACUAAGAGGAAUCUUUAUAUACUAG
Theileria orientalis strain Shintoku is the source of this 231-nucleotide messenger RNA. RefSeq lists its product as hypothetical. The coding region runs from base 1 to 231 and encodes 76 amino acids. The transcript has 2 exons. The record is from RefSeq and is a predicted model, not a curated record. Lineage: Eukaryota; Apicomplexa; Aconoidasida; Piroplasmida; Theileriidae.